This is a messenger RNA of Dipodomys ordii (Ord's kangaroo rat), 6452 nucleotides long. RefSeq names its product SET domain containing 1B (gene Setd1b). The coding region runs from base 1 to 4122 and encodes 1373 amino acids. The transcript has 16 exons. Gene Ontology annotation, molecular function: RNA binding; protein binding; histone H3K4 methyltransferase activity. The record is from RefSeq and is a predicted model, not a curated record. Gene Ontology annotation, cellular component: Set1C/COMPASS complex. NCBI's taxonomy places the organism in Eukaryota, Metazoa, Chordata, Mammalia, Rodentia, Heteromyidae.
AUGGCAGCUCGCCUUGGGUCGACGUCGAUCGAUGAGUUCUACGUGGGCCCAGUGCCUCCCAAGCAGGUGACAUUUGCCAAGCUGAAUGACAACAUCCGGGAAAACUUCCUGCGGGACAUGUGCAAGAAGUAUGGGGAGGUGGAGGAGGUGGAAAUUCUGUACAACCCCAAGACCAAGAAGCACCUGGGCAUCGCCAAGGUGGUCUUUGCCACUGUCCGGGGGGCCAAGGAGGCCGUCCAGCACUUGCACAGCACUUCUGUCAUGGGCAACACCAUCCACGUGGAGCUGGACACCAAGGGUGAAACUCGCAUGCGCUUCUAUGAACUGCUGGUCACCGGCCGGUACACCCCCCAGACCCUUCCUGUGGGGGAGCUGGAUGCCGUCUCUCCAAUCGUGAAUGAGGCCCUGCAGCUGUCAGAUGCCCUGAAGCGCCUCAAAGAUGGCACCCUGUCUGCGGGCUGCGGCUCGGGCUCGUCCUCGGUCACCCCCAACAGCGGCGGGACGCCCUUCUCGCAGGACACGGCCUACUCCAGCUGCCGGCUGGACACGCCCAACUCGUACGGGCCGGGCACGCCGCUCACGCCGCGCCUGGGCACGCCCUUCUCGCAGGACUCGAGCUACUCCAGCCGCCAGCCCACGCCCUCCUACCUCUUCGGCCCGGACCCCGCGGCCCCCUUCAAGGCCCGGCGCCACGACAGCAAGUUCACGGACGCCUACAACCGCCGCCACGAGCACCACUACGUCCACAACUCCUCGGCCGGGGCCGCGUUCCGGGGCGCGUCGCCGCCGCACGACAGCCUGGACUCGCGCAUCGAGAUGCUGCUGAAGGAGCAGCGCACCAAGCUGCCCUUCCUGCGCGAGCAGGACUCGGACGCCGAGCUGCAGAUGGAGGGCAGCCCCAUCUCCUCCUCCUCCUCCCAGCUCUCCCCGCUCGCCCCCUUCGGCAGCUCCCAGCCCGGCUUCCGCGGCCCCUCGCCGCCCUCCUCGCGCCCCUCCAGCACCGGCCUGGAAGACAUCAGCCCCACGCCGCUGCCCGACUCGGAUGAGGACGAGGAGCCGGGCCUGGGCCUGGGCCUGGGCCCGCGGCCCCCGCCGGAGCCGGGGCCCCCGGACCCCGCCGCGCUCCUGGGCCAGGCCGACACGGCCCUGGACCUGGCUGCGGACGGGACCCCGGGCUCGGAGAAGAUGGAUGAGGGCCAGCCGUCCUCCGGCGAGGACAUGGAGAUCUCGGAUGAUGAGAUGCCCUCGGCUCCGAUCACCAGCGCCGACUGCCCCAAGCCCAUGGUGGUGACGCCAGGGGCAGCAGCUGUGGCGGCCCCUAACGUGCUGGCCCCGAAUUUGCCACUGCCUCCGCCACCUGGCUUCCCACCGCUGCCUCCGCCCCCUCCUCCGCCCCCACCACAGCCAGGCUUCCCCAUGCCCCCUCCUCUGCCCCCACCUCCACCACCACCACCUCCAUCCCAUCCUGCUGUGACAGUGCCCCCCCCACCCCUGCCAGCACCACCCGGUGUCCCACCCCCACCCAUCCUGCCGCCAUUGCCACCCUUCCCUCCAGGACUGUUUCCUGUGAUGCAAGUGGACAUGAGCCACGUGCUAGGCAGCCAGUGGGGUGGCAUGCCCAUGUCCUUCCAGAUGCAGACACAGAUGCUGAGCCGACUGAUGACCGGCCAGGGCGCUUGCCCGUACCCACCCUUCGUGGCAGCGGCAGCGGCGGCUGCUUCGGCCGGGCUACAGUUUGUCAACUUGCCGCCCUACCGGGGCCCCUUCUCCCUGAACAACAGUGGCCCAGGCCGUGGGCAGCCCUGGCCGCCCCUGCCCAAGUUUGACCCAUCAGUGCCACCACCGGGAUAUGUCCCACGGCAGGAGGACCCACACAAGGCCACAGUGGAUGGCGUCCUGCUGGUGGUGCUUAAGGAGCUCAAGGCCAUUAUGAAACGCGAUCUGAACCGCAAGAUGGUGGAGGUGGUGGCCUUCCGGGCCUUUGAUGAAUGGUGGGACAAGAAGGAGAGGAUGGCCAAGGCCUCGCUGACCCCCGUGAAGUCAGGAGAACACAAGGAUGAGGACCGGCCAAAGCCCAAGGACCGAAUUGCCUCCUGCCUGCUGGAGUCCUGGGGCAAGGGGGAGGGCCUGGGCUAUGAGGGCCUGGGCCUGGGCAUUGGGCUGCGAGGGGCCAUCCGCUUGCCCUCCUUCAAGGUCAAGAGGAAGGAGCCACCAGACGCAGCCUCCUCUGGUGACCAGAAACGGCUGCGGCCCUCCACAUCUGUGGAUGAGGAAGACGAAGAGUCGGAGCGGGAGCGGGAACGGGACAUGGUGGAUGCCCCCUGCGAGCUUGCCAAGCGGGACCCCAAGGGUGUGGGUGUGCGGCGGCGGCCGGCGCGGCCGUUGGAGCUGGACAGCGGCGGGGAAGAGGACGAGAAGGAGUCCCUGUCUGUGUCUUCCUCCUCUUCGGCAUCCUCCUCCUCGGGGUCCUCCACCACGUCCCCCUCAUCCUCCGCAUCCGAGAAAGAGGAAGAGCAGGAAAGCACAGAGGAGGAAGAGGAUGGGGGCGAGGCUGACGAGGAGGAGGAGGAAGACCGCAAGAGUCAGAUCUCCUCCUCCUCCUCUACCUCCUCCACCUCCGAGAAGGAUGAAGAUGAAGAAGACAGUGAUGCGCGGGAAGAGUCUGAAAAUGAAGACCAAGACACAGCCCUGUCAGAAGCGGGCGAGAAGGGUGGAGGGGACUCGGACGGAGAGGAGACGGUGAGCGCAGGCAGCUCCAGGGCCACAGCCGACUCGUCCAGCGAGAGCUCCGAGGCUUCUGAGUUCGAGUCAAGCUCUAAUUCCGAGUCUGAGUCUUCGUCUUCAUCCUCGGAGGAUGAAGAUGAGUUGGCCAUGGUGAAAGAGGAGGAAGAGGAAGGGGAGGAGGAAGAGGAGCAGGAGGAAGAGGAGGCUGCGGCGGCGGCAAUGGCCGAGGAGAACAUGGCUCCUGCAGAGGCCAAGGAGCUCCAGCAGGAAACGGCCGAGGCGCCGCUGAGUGCGCCCGGGGCACCCGGGGCAGAGCCCGCGGACACGGAAGAGGAGCUGGGGGCUGAGGCUGAGGACGAAGCCCCCCGGGGCCAGACCCCCACCCCAGAAGAGCCCCCUGAACCCGUGCGUGCUGAGGAGCUUGGGGGGUGCCAAGAGCUCCCGGAAGAGCCAGGCCUAAGCCACGAAGAGGCCAUGUUGCUGUCUCCAGAGCCGCCUCCUGCCAGAGAUAUGGAGGCUCAGGCCCCCUCUUCCCCGGAACAAAUUUCAGAGGACGCCCCGGCCGCGGAGCCGGAGCGGCCCCCGGUGCCGGCCCCGACCGGCCAAGGGCCCCCGGGUCUAGCAGCGGCGGUCCGAGAACCUCGUGUGGCCCUUGACCUCCACCCACCCACCAGCCUCUCUUCAGCCAAGAAGAAGAAGCGCGACGAUGGCAUCCGCGAGCACGUGACGGGCUGCGCGCGCAGCGAGGGCUUCUACACCAUCGACAAGAAGGACAAGCUCAGGUACCUCAACAGCAGCCGCGCCAGCACCGACGAGCCGCCCGCCGACACGCAGGGCAUGAGCAUCCCUGCGCAGCCACACGCCUCCACCCGCGCGGGCUCCGAGCGCCGGUCGGAGCAGCGCCGCUUGCUGUCCUCCUUCACUGGCAGCUGUGACAGUGACCUGCUCAAGUUCAACCAGCUCAAGUUCCGGAAGAAAAAGCUCAAGUUCUGCAAGAGCCACAUUCAUGACUGGGGCCUGUUUGCCAUGGAGCCCAUUGCAGCCGACGAGAUGGUCAUCGAGUAUGUGGGCCAGAACAUCCGACAGGUGAUCGCGGACAUGCGGGAGAAGCGCUAUGAGGACGAGGGCAUCGGCAGCAGCUACAUGUUCCGGGUGGACCACGACACCAUCAUCGAUGCCACCAAGUGCGGCAACUUUGCGCGGUUCAUCAACCACAGCUGCAACCCCAACUGCUAUGCCAAGGUGAUCACAGUGGAGUCGCAGAAGAAGAUUGUGAUCUACUCCAAGCAGCACAUCAGCGUCAACGAGGAGAUCACCUACGACUACAAGUUCCCCAUCGAGGACGUCAAGAUUCCUUGCCUCUGUGGCUCUGAGAACUGCCGCGGGACCCUCAACUAGGAUCCCGGGUGCCAAACGCGAAGGAUGUCAGCUGCGCCAGCCUGGGGCUCCGGAGGACCCCUCUCCCCGGCCAGGCCCCACCUCCUGCCCAUUUCAGGUGCUGUCCCUUUUCCCAGCCGCCAUGCCAGGGCCUGGCACCCACACUACCCCAGGACCCGCCCGCAGCUCCAGCCCCGCAGUGGGAAAGGGCUUCUGUCUCUCCACCUGUGUCUCUUUCAGGACUUUUGUUUAACUUCAACACAAACUUUGUCUUCUUUGUGUGUAACUGUCUGUCCGUCUGUCUCCUCUCCUCAUCCGCCUGUCCUCUCUGGACUGUCCUCUCCUCAGCCUACCCGUGAAUGCUGCUAUGUUCUUCUGUCUUCUCUUUCCUUUUCUUCCUUGUCCUAAGAAGAGACAUUUUAACCGCAAAUGUGAAGACAGAAUGGGGGGGCGGGGCUGUGGGGGGUUCAAAGCUGCCGAGUGACCAUGGAUGUGUCAGUCCGGGGUCCAGGACCCUGUGCGGGGACACAGGGCGGGGCUGGCCGUGACCUCAGAACACUAUGUAUCCAAAAGGCCCCUCUCUGCCUGCACGCGUGCGCAGUGAGGAGAGCUCCAGCCUUCCCCGGGGACCACAAUGCCGCCCUGCCAGGCUGACCCUGCGGCCAAGCUGUCCAACCCCCAAAUCCUGGGGUUCAAUGUUUACUUUCUCAUUCGGAUGCCAGCAAUGAGGGAGCCUCGUGAGGUCCCCAGCCUGGUGGGGCGCUGGGUAGGGUGUCUGCUGUCCCCGCCCUCCUAGUGGGAGGGGCUUCGGGGCAGGCGGGUCCCCAGCCCCACCUUACGGGUUGUCUGACAGUUUGUUCCGCACGUGGCAUUUUUUGUUGUUGUCAUUGAUGAUCUUCUCCUGCGCAGCACCCCCUCGGCCCCAGCACCCCGCCCCGGAGACCAGAGCAUAUUUAUUUCUAGAGUGAGCAGAUUUAUUUCUCCCAGAGAAAGGAAAAAAAUCUUGGAAAAGAUUUUAAAACUCACAUCUAAGUCUUUGACAGGUUUUUUUUUUUUUUUUUUUGGCAUUUUAUCCUUUUUCCUUUACUUCCCAUCCUUUUCAGGGUUUAUUUCUAUGAAUUUUUUUCUAAUAUGUGUAUAAAAUCAAAACGAAGGGAAAAAAUAGAUUUUUGAAGUUUCAGAACCAACUUCUGUAAAUAGACUGCCAUAAAGGACUUUUUCUCGGAAACAUUGUUUCUUGUGGAAACACAGUGAGGAGACUUUUUUUGCUCAUUUCUUUGUACUUCCAAAAAAAGAAAAGAAAAAAAAAAAAAGACACAAAAACAAGUCCCCUGUCCCCUCCCCCCAGAGAAGAGCAGAGCAGGCGUGUAAAUACUUCUGGAACAUGACUGUCCAGUCCGGAGCCCUCAUGAAGAAGUGAGGCUCCUGGUGGGUGGGCGGGCACGGGCCACGCCUGCCCAGUCCACCGCCCACCACGGGUGGGCCAGGCCCGAGCCUCUGGUACCUCAGCUUGUGUCAAGCUUGUUAUCAUGUAAAUUCUGUACAAAGAAUUUUAUUUUUCUCUUCUUUGGUCAUUGGUGGUUUUGUUGUGUUUUCUUUAAAAAAAAAAAAUGUUCUUUCACCGCAGGCCCUGGGGUGGAGACUUUGCCCGCUGGUCUGGAGGUCAGGAGGCGGGUGCUUAAGACUAGGGGGAGGGGCAACCUGGACACGGCAGCGACCUUCUCUUCCUUUUGUGAAUUUUUUUUUUCUGCCUAAUUGUGCAACCAAGGAAAUAUUUAUUUUUCACACAAGGAGAUGUAGUGUGUAGACACAACAGAUUUAAGUUACUUGUGCAGCCCCCAAGGGGCUGGUGCCAUGCGAUCUCCUCCUGUGUCCUUCCCCACGCCCCACAAAAAGAGGGAGCAAGCAGGGAUGAGCCGCCACCUCCCCCACUCGCCCACGGGGGGGGGGGGCGGGCCGAGUUAACCUUGGCUGACCUUGACACUGGAGUGCCGGGCUGGGCCCUGUCUCCCCCGGGAAUGGUUUGCAGGAGUGCAGGUACAUGCUGGCCCAUCUUCCUUCCCGAAGCCUCUGCUUCCAUUGAAAAUGAAAUGCUUUAGAAAUGUUGAGGAGGGGUUACUUCUUUUUUUUUUUUUCCUUCUUUUUCUUCCUUCCCUUCCCUUCCCCGCAAAGAAGAAAAACAUAAAUUUUAGGGUUGUUUGUGCAUAUAGACUCUGUCAUCCGUAUGUAACUUGUUUUGAAGAGAAGUGUUCCGUUGUGGUGUCUUGCUGUAAAUAUUUGUUCAUAUUUUUGUGAAUUCAAUACUAUGUACCAUUGUAUUAUAGUAACUUUUAUAAAGCAAUCCAUAAAUA